Molecule: messenger RNA, 1761 nt
Organism: Momordica charantia (bitter melon)
Lineage: Eukaryota; Viridiplantae; Streptophyta; Magnoliopsida; Cucurbitales; Cucurbitaceae
Gene: HSK
Product: homoserine kinase
Biological process (GO): L-threonine metabolic process
Molecular function (GO): ATP binding; homoserine kinase activity
Source: RefSeq, a predicted model, not a curated record
UCCACGUCGCUCUUCCGGAAACCCGCCUGAAACGGUAAUUUAGUUUCUCCUAUAUAUAAAUCCCUGCUUCAGGGUCUCGUUCUUCGCUCAUUUCUGAGGUCCACUCUUUGCUGUGACUGCGCUGAGUCUCUGAAGCUAAAUCUUCAUCUCUGAGGAAUUUUCAGGUUUCGAGCUCGAUCUCCUUCUCUCUUUCAGUUGCUUCCAUGGCGAUCUGCUUUCAGCCAACAUUGAAGCCGGUGGCGGUUCCUCCAGUUUCUCUAUCUAACCCUAAAUCUGUCCUCUUCAGGUGCAAUUUGUCUCUACCAUCCAGGACCGCCGUCACUACGGUCGAACCUGAACCUGUAUUCUCCUCUGUCAAAGCAUUCGCACCUGCAACCGUCGCUAAUUUAGGCCCUGGCUUCGAUUUCCUCGGCUGCGCUGUCGAUGGACUCGGCGAUUUCGUCUCCCUCAGCGUUGAUUCCAAUGUUCAUCCUGGUGAGGUCGCAAUCACCAAUAUUUCUGGCAAUAACACGAAUAAGCUUAGUAAAAACCCUUUGUACAAUUGCGCGGGCAUUGCCGCUAUCGAGGUCAUGAAAAUGCUAGGGAUCCGAUCUGUCGGUCUAUCUCUGUCGCUCGAGAAGGGUUUGCCGUUGGGGAGCGGAUUGGGAUCUAGCGCGGCGAGCGCAGCCGCUGCGGCGAUUGCUGUUAAUGGAUUGUUCGGCGGAAAAUUAGGAGUCGAGGAAUUGGUACUCGCGGGGCUGAAAUCAGAAGAAAAGGUUUCUGGAUACCAUGCGGACAAUGUCGCACCAGCGAUCAUGGGGGGUUUCAUUCUGAUCCGGAAUUACGAACCCUUGGAACUGAUCCGCCUGAAGUUCCCCGUCGAGAAGGAGCUGUUCUUCGUAUUGGUGAGCCCGGAAUUCGAAGCGCCGACCAAGAAAAUGCGCGCUGCAUUGCCGGCUGAAGUUGGGAUGCCGCACCAUGUAUGGAACUGCAGCCAAGCCGGGGCGUUGGUGGCGGCGGUGCUGCAAGGCGACUUGGUGGGGCUGGGCAAGGCAUUGUCAUCGGACAAAAUUGUGGAGCCAAGGCGAUCCCCGAUGAUUCCAGGGAUGGAUGGGGUCAAGAAGGCGGCGAUUGCAGCCGGGGCAUUCGGGUGCACGAUAAGCGGGGCGGGGCCGACCGCGGUGGCAGUGAUCGACGACGAGGAGAGGGGGAAGGAGAUCGGUGAGAGGAUGGUUAUGGCGUUUCUGAAGGAGGGGAAUUUGAAAGCCGUGGCAUUAGUAAAGAGGCUCGAUCGAGUUGGUGCAAGGCUUGUUGGCUCAACUCCUAGAUAAUAGUGUUCUGUGAGACCAUCUUUCUGAUGUUUUUCAUGUCUGCUCCAAAUUUUGCCUUGUGGUUGCUAGGGCUUCGUUUGAGAAAUGGUUAAUAAAUUGGAUUCCGCUGUGAAAAUGAACCUCUGAAACCCACUGUUUAUGCGGAAUAAUUUUGUGCCUUUUUUUUUUGUUACAGAAGCAGAUUCGACUGUUACUUAUGAAAUUGGGAUGAAGUUGUGCUGAUUUUUGUUCCUCUGAAAAUUUGAUCUAAUCGAAUGAUCGGAAUUUGGCUCUCGAAAUGUGGGUGGUAUCAGUUUAGUUAGUCGUUUCAUCAGAGAUUAUUGGUUGUUGAUCUAACAAUUGGCCUGAAAAUGAAGAAUCUUGGUAAGAAGCUAUCCCUUUCUCCACGAGGAUUGUUGCUUGAUGAACUAAUUCUCGCUUAAUGAGCAAACAUUUCAAGGCUUCGAGCUAA